UUUACAUCUAUCAGUAAAUACAGUUAUUAAGACAUUAAUAGAAACUGUGUGUAAGAAAUGCUUCCAUUUUAACAUUGUGCUAUGUGUGAGAGUUUUCUCCUCUACCAGGAAUAUAUUGAUCAAGGUCUAUCAUAAAUUAUGUAUUUGCAAGUGCUCUAGAGUAUCUUUCUUGAAAUGAGCUGUGCAGUGUGCUUGCUUCUGAGUGCUAAAAAUGUGGAGGUCUUUGAGUUGCUUAUUUGCUGUAUAAAGCUACUAAAGUGAAAAGCACUUGAGGUCAUUUGGCUGUAAAUUGUGGUAAGUUAAGAAUCCUGUAAAACACAGUUUUUUUUGUUCCUUUUGGGAUGUGUGUGUUUUCAUAUGGAAGAUGUGUAUCUGCUGUGUAGUGCAUAUCAUGCAAAGUCUGCUUUGGAACUGGGUGUUUCUUAAUGGACUUUCAUAUAUUGCUUGGCAACGUGGCACGUGGAUAUCUUGCAAGUGCCAAUGUAUUAAUUAACACAACUCUUCAAGGUUGAAGAUGUUGCUUAUCCUUUGUGGGUGGGAUUUCAAGGACUGGAGAGGAUAGUAAUUAGUAUCUGUUCUGAAGAGUUCUAAACGCUUUGGCUCAAACACCAUGAGAAAGUUAAAUCUUCUGAACUGCUUCCUUUUGCUGAAUUAUGAACAUUCUUUCUCUUCCAGCAGCGCUCUUUCAAUAGCAAUUAAUUAUCACAGCACUGCAGUUCACAGAUCAAGGUUGCUGUAGACAACAAACUGGCAUGUUAUGUACAUCUCAGUUUCUGAAGAGCAUCUAGCAGUAAAAUAGUAGGUGAUAAUGAAAUUUCAGCUGUGUCAUAAUACAAACACAGACUGCUUGGAUUGCACAGGAAAACAGCGGUUAAAGUACUGAGAUUGUGGAGAGUGGUAUCAAUGAGACUUCAAAAAAAAUGAACAACGGUAACUUGUCAAAAAUCAGUCUAAUAUGCUUUGCUUCAUGCACUCCCGUUUGUGUUUCUCCUGGAAUUCUGUUCUCCUUCUACUGAAUUCUUGUGACUCCUGCGUGUCCUUCCUCAGGAAAGGAGAUGGAAGAACACAUGAGAAGCAUGCUCCACCACAGAGAACUUGAAAACCUGAAGGGAAGGGACAGCAAUCAUGAAUGCCGGGUGUGCAGAGUGACACUGGUGGGUUUGUCAGCAUAUGCCAAACACAUCUCCAGCCAGCUGCACAAAGAUAAUGUUGAUGCCCGUGACAGAAAAGAGGAAGAGAAAGAAGAGGCAGAAGAAGAAUACCUUGACAAAGAAGUCAUUCAACUAAUCAAACAAAGGAAGGAACGGAACCGGCAAACUGAGCCAAGCUGUGCAAACCAAGAAUUAGAAUGUGACGAGAGGAGACCACAGAGAAGGCGAGAAGAAAGAACUACUUACAAAGGAAGAGAAGCUUAUGAUCAGUCAUCAUGGCAUCAUCAUAAUGCACCACAGAGGGACAGGAAGUGGGAAAAGGAUGACUAUAUUAGUCCUAGACAAGGCAAGUUUUCACACUCUCAGAGGAACCUUAACAGACAUUCAGGUGGCUCAAAGGGACGCUCUGGAUGGCAUCAAAAUGUUUCGGGAAGCUCUUCAAAUUGGCAUAACUAUGGGAAUUCUGGAAGUGCUUGGCAUCCAAAUAGGCGGGGACGAGGAGCGUCAAAUUGGCAUCACAGUGCUAGGGAGAGAAAUUCUACUUGGCACUCAGAAGGAGCAGGUAAUUUUUCUAGUUGGAAUUCUAAGUGUUAUGGAGGAAACUGGAAAUCUAGUCCUCAUGGUACAAAUGGCUGGAAUUGUGGAAACUCAGGAGAUACAUAUUCGGUAGAACCUAUUAAAUAUAAUAAGGAAAGAUAUGCAUGGCAGCUGCAGGAGAAAGACAUUGAUGUUCCGCCAUACAGAGAUCGAAAAAAUAGGAAAGAGUUGCUUGAUUUUACUAGUGAUAAACUUCCUUUUGAGGGGGCUUUGGAUUUUGGUACGUUAAAGCAACCAGAAAGCAAAACUUCAAGAGCCAGUGGGAAAAGUGGCAGUCCUUCCAGAGAUAAAAUAUAUCGCUGGACUCCCUACCCAUCCCAGAAAGCUGCAGAGCAGCAACCAUGGUCUGAAGAUAACAUAUCUGAAACUCCAGAUACGAUGGAGUCUGUAUUUAUGCCUCUUACUGAUUCAUCAAUGAAAGGAAAAAUUUGUGAAGCCAGUGUUAGCCUUUCAAGACUUAAAAACGGGGAAGCAUCUUCCCCUUCUGAUGUGACCUCGGAUCACCUUGAUUCUUGCAAGGUAAUGAAAGACUGUUCCAGUGGUGAAAAGCCUGACAAAAUUGAUGGCACAAGUAAUAAGAUGCCAUCACUGAAGUCCCCUCUUCUGAAUAUCACAGAUAUUAGGUUAGCUUCCCCAAAACAAGACAGAAACAGUCUCUUAAAAAAUGUCAAGCUUUUGUUAUCCUCAGCUAGUGGCGAAGAGCAGAAUCGUUUAAAUGCAUUGAACUUGGAAACAAACAGUUCCUCCUCUUAUUCAUCGAAGCUGCAUGGUGCAUGUGCUGAUAACUUACAAAACAACAAAGAUGUGCUUGGUAGCCAUCUUGGAGAGACUGUUAAUAAGUUAUGUGAAGCAGAACAAAACCCCGAAGAUGUUCAGUCCACCCAUUCCUUACAAAGUGUUCCCUUAAGCUCUUGCAAGGAUACAAGUGACCAGAAUAGGGAAGAAACUGGGAAAACAUCACCAAAGGACGAGUUCAGACUAGAUUCGUUAGAAGAUGUGAGUGAUGAUGAUUUAACAGGAGGUGAGAAGUUAGAAGCAAGAGCUGAAAAGUUGGGCUCUUCUGUUAGUUCUCGUUUACCUUGUGACACUCCAGAAGGUAAACCUGCUACCUCUGAAAAGGAUGAUGAUGAAAAGCCGGCUGCUUCAAGUAUUGCUUCUGCUGAUCUAAAAGAUUCUAUGUUUCAGAUGGACUCCACAGUUUCUCCAUCAAGCUGUCAGAACCAUGUGCAUGUAGAUUUGAAAACCUCCUCACAGGAUCGAGAAGGGGAUGAAGAGCACGUCAAGUCACAUGAUCACUUUGAAAUGGAAGGUUUUGAAAAUCAUUCAGAUCAUGAGCUACAAAAAGGAGGAGGCCAGUCACUGGGCCUCCUUCCUGAUUUAAGCAAACUUGGCCUCCCUGCAUCUCUGCAAAGAGACCUGACACGACAUAUUAGUUUGAAGAGCAAAGUCGGAACACAUCUUCCAGAGCCCAAUCUCAAUAACGCACGGCGCAUUCGGAAUGUGAGCGGCCAUCGGAGAAGUGAGACUGAGAAGGAGUCGGGGCUUAAACCCACCCUCAGGCAGAUUCUUAGUGCUUCCCGUCGAAAUGUAAACUGGGAUCAGGUCAUCCAGCAGGUAACCAAGAAGAAACAGGAACUUGGCAAAGGCUUACCAAGGUUUGGCAUAGAAAUGGUGCCUCUUGUUCAAAAUGAGCAAGAGGGUCUAGAACUCGGUGAAGAAUCUGAUCUGUCUACUCUAGAAGGAUUCCAGUGGGAAGGGAUUUCCUUAGCAAUGCCUGGCUCAGCCAGAAAACGUAGCUUUUCUGAAAGCAGUGUCGUUGCAGACAGAAAUCCUUCUGCUUAUAGCUUCUUCAGUGAACAAGCCAAAAUAAAAGAAAGCGGGCAAAGGCAAAUAGCUGCAGACAGCCACUCGCAUCAUAUACCAUCUGCGUAUGAGGCAAGCGCUGACACUGAGGCUGACUUGAAACAGGAGACAUCUUCUCUUCCUGUGUCACCACUUAUGUAUGAAAAAAAUGAGACUAGUGGAAGGAGUCACAGCCUACAAGCCACCUCCGAGGUUGCAGUCCUCACAAAACAGGACCAGGAGAGCCCAGAGAAGAGAACACCUCUUCUCGAAAAACAAAACGUGCUAGAAAUCUCAGAAGAAAACCGUCCAGCUUCAAAUCAUGCUUCGCUUCUUACAGUGUCUAAUAACAUAGAUGCAGCUACAGACAGCAGCUGCACAUCUGGUACCGAGCAGAAUGACAGCCAAGGAAUUGGAAAGAAAAGAAGAGCAACUGGAGAGGGAUCUUCUCCUGAAAUCCCUAGUCUAGAAAGAAAGAAUAAGAGAAGAAAAAUCAAAGGUAAAAAAGAACGUUCUCAGGUAGACCAGUUGUUGGCAAUUUCGCUGAGGGAAGAAGAGUUAAGCAAGUCCUUGCAUAGUGUGGACAGCAGUCUCUUGCAGGCCAGGGCUGCCCUGCAGGCUGCGUAUGUUGAGGUUCAACGGUUCCUUGUAUUAAAGCAGCAGAUAACCAUGGAAAUGAGUACGCUGAGAAGCCAGAGAAUCCAGGUCUUGCAGGGGCUACAAGAAACAUAUGAACCUUCUGAGCUGUCAGAGCAACUUCCCUGCAGUGUCUUAAGUGAAAGAAGAAAUAGCAAAUCUCACAUGGCAGCUGACUUAAUUCCUGCAGGCAGCUUCCUGCCCCUGUUGGACACUUUGUCGUCUUCUGUAGCUCCAUUGGGAGCUUCUGUUCAUGUUCACGUGCCAUCACCAUUCCAGUCUUCUGGUAUCGCAUCUGCCACUCCUCCUGACUCCUCAGUACAAGUUAAACGAGAACCUGUGUCUCCAAAAGGCUCAGAAGAAAAUGUGAAUUCUGUACUCCAGAGCUCUCCGUGUGCUUCACGAGCAGAAGAGGGGGAGCAGAAGGGUGAAGAGACCAACCAGAAAACUUCAGUGUAUCCAGUUAUCUCUGCAACCAUAUCCCUAUCAGAGCUGGCAGCUUGUUUCCGACAGCCUAAUCAAGAUGUUCACAAGCCUGCUGUGGACAGCGGAGAAGCUGGACUUCCUGAGAACCCUUCUUCUCAUUCACUAUCUGAUUUCAACAAGAGAGAAGCAAAUGACACAGUGACUGAAAGCUUUUUACUGGAUCAGUGUAACACUUCUCUUCUAAAGCAUUCGGCCCUUCUAGAAAUGCCUAUGGAUAAACCCCCCAAAUUGUCAGCAGAACCAUCUGAACAACAGAUGGCAACUGCUAUAGUCUCAGCAGAAAAAGGGAGCAGGAGGAGGAGAAAGUUAAGGAAGAAGAAAACUCUGAGGGCAGCCCAUGUGCCAGAGAACAGUGAUACGGAGCAGGAUAUAAUUGACUCUAAGCCUGUCCGGAAAGUCAAGGGUGGAAAGGUUCCUAAAGGAGAAAAAGUUACUACAUCUACUCCAAAACAGGAGGAUGGAGUUACUGCUCACACAGCAAGAAACAAAGAUGAGAAUGACAGUGAUGCUUCUCUGGAACUAGUGGAAUUUCCAGCACCCCAGUGUGAGGUGGUUGAUGUUGUUUCAUCAGAGUCUGGAGAUGAGAAACCAGACAGUCCCUCAAAGAUGCAGUCACGUGGCUCUAUGGAUCAAGCAGUCCUACAGGUGUCUUGCUCGGGUUAUGAUGAAGUGAGCUCUACCAGUGAGAUUGGCACAAAUUAUAGGGAUGAUGGGAAAAGAAGUAUGUCUGAGAUGCAGACUUCCAUAGCAUCACUAAGAGGAUCAAAGAACUCAUCAGAAGUCUCUUCGGAGCCAGGUGAAGAUGAAGAACCCACAGAGGGAAGCUUUGAGGGACACUUGGCUGCAGUGAAUGCUAUUCAGAUUUUUGGGAAUUUGUUGUAUACCUGCUCAGCAGAUAAAACUGUUUGUGCCUACAAUCUGGUCAGCAGGAAGUGUGUGGCCAUCUUUGAAGGACAUACUUCGAAAGUGAACUGCCUCCUGGUCACUCAGACAAAUGGGAAGAAUGCUGCACUCUACACUGGCUCAAGCGACCACACUAUCAACUGUUACAAUAUCAAGACCAAAGAGUGCAUGGAACAGUUUAAAUUGGAAGAUCGAGUGCUCUGUUUACACAGCAGAUGGCGGAUCCUUUUUGCAGGCCUUGCAAAUGGCAAUGUAGUUACUUUCAGCAUAAAGAACAACAAGCAGGUUGAUACCUUUGAAUGCCAUGGCCCUAGAGCAGUGAGCUGUCUAGCCACAGCUCAGGAAGGAGCACGCAAGUUGUUGGUGGUGGGCUCCUAUGACUGCACCAUCAGCGUGCGAGAUGCACGGAACGGGCUGCUUCUCAGAACCCUGGAAGGUCACAGCAAGACUAUCCUCUGUAUGAAGGUUGUGAAUGAUCUGGUGUUCAGUGGCUCCAGUGAUCAGUCUGUACAUGCCCACAAUAUUCAUACUGGAGAGCUGGUACGGAUCUAUAAAGGCCAUAACCAUGCGGUAACGGUUGUAAACAUUCUUGGGAAAGUGAUGGUGACAGCAUGUCUGGAUAAAUUUGUUCGUGUUUAUGAACUACAGUCGCACGACCGCUUGCAAGUCUAUGGAGGCCACACAGAUAUGAUUAUGUGUAUGACCAUCCAUAAGAGCAUGAUCUACACUGGAUGCUAUGAUGGCAGUGUCAGAGCUGUGAGGCUUAAUCUGAUGCAGAAUUAUCGUUGCUGGUGGCAUGGAUGUUCACUGAUCUUUGGAGUUGUGGACCAUCUGAAACAACACUUGCUAACUGACCACACCAACCCAAAUUUUCAGACCCUAAAAUGUCGUUGGAAGAACUGUGAUGCUUUCUUUACUUCCAGGAAAGGUUCCAAGCAGGAUGCUGUAGGACACAUUGAAAGACAUGCUGAGGAUGACAGCAGGAUUGACUCAUGAAGCUUUUCACCUCCCACAUUGGGAAGUAAUUUUAUAUGUCAGAACUAUUCCAAAUAACAUCAAUUUCUUACUCCAGUCUUUCGUUUUUCUUUUCCCAUUUGGAGUGCAAAAAUGGAGUGGGGCUGAAAUGCCUUGUUACAGAGGCUGCAGGUCAUGUUACACUCUGUAGAAAUAAGGCUGGUCAAUUAAGACUUGGCCCAAAUGGAAGAUUCUUGCAAGUUUUUAAUUCAUUGACAGAUAAGAAUAUUCCCUCCUCUUGUCUGCUCUGGGUUUUUGUUGUUUGUUUUUCCUUUUUGUUUUUGUUUGCUUUUGGGUUUUUUUAAGCAGCAUAGUCUGAGUGUCCUUGAGAAAUCCAGAAGGGUGUUGAGAACUUAGAUUACAAUAGGUUCUGAUGUUUGCGAAAUCAGCUUGAAGCCUGUUAUGUUUCUCAGGUAUGUCUGGUUUUAUGUUGUAUCCAAUUUUUUUAGCUGAUUUUAACAAAAUUCUGCAAACUAGAGUAUCACAGAUUGUAACAGUGUAACCUGAAUACCCAGUGUACAUUUUUAGUUCAUAAAAAGAAAAGGUAUUUUAUGGAGAACUGGAAUAAGUAAUUUUUUUUAAUGUUAAUUGUAACUUAUUUUUUAUUCCUUGUGUAAAAAUUGCUGUAACUGGCACAAUAUAUAUACAAUGACAAACUGCCCUAAAUGCUGUACCUCCUUUUAUUUAUUUGGAGGAAAACACUUAUUUCUUGAGAAGUAUGCCAGUAGCAGCAAACCAGCCAGAACAGUGGCUGUGCUCAUGUGGUUUGCAGUCUUUGUCUUUUUAAAUAUAGGUCCUUAUGUACAGGAAAAGUAAGUGGUGUCAGCUUUUGUUUUAGCUAAAUACCAGCAUAACCACUGCUAUCUUGAUACAGCACCAUAAUUGGAUUCCUGAUUUUAUUUGGAAUCUUAGUGACUGAGCUUUGCAGUCCCAUUUCUCAUGAUGUAGCAAACUUCAGAGAAAUGCAAAGGCACUGCCUGUCUAACUGCAUCCACUUAGGUUGUGUUUUGUUUCUGUUGUGAACUGGCUUAAUUGGCUUGGGCUGUAUGAAGUUCACAAAAACUCAACUGGAAAGAAUGGAGCAGGAUUUUAAAGGAUUUAAAAGUCUACAGUUCUCAAGCAGAAGCUGAGGAUAAAAAAUGCAUACAUACCACAUGAUAAAGUCUUGUUUCUACUAAUGCAGAGAAGCCAGUGCAGAGGUGAAGACUCUUUCUACUUGUAAGGAUUCUUCUGCGGGCAUCCCUUGGGAUGGAAAACUUCACCCAGUUAAUUCUGUGAAAUGUACUUCUUGCAUUUGUGACCCUCUCUCCCAUAAUGACACUAAUUUAGCAAAGAGCUCUUUUAAACAAUGAGGCUAAUCUAGCAAGGAGCUUUGUGUUCACUUUUGCCUAACUUACUGCUCAGGAUAAAAAGAAAAAAAAAAAGCAAGGUUGCCUUAAACUGUAACAGAAGGUAAAGACAGCCCAGUGUCAAAACUGAGCUGCUCACAAAUGAUGCUUUUCAAACAAAUUGAGCCUACUGUUUUUACUAGGCAACUCUUUGACCACUACUUCAACGCUUGGUAUGCCAAAACAGGCCACGUAAGUUUUAUAGCCUCAUUCUUUGCCUACAGAGAAGCCUUUUUAGGCCAAGAAACUGAUUGAGGAAAGCCCAUGCAUGUUCCACUACCAUCAAAUCAAGGAACUUCAGGGCCUUCUCUGAAGCAAACUAUUUUUUGUUGUUGUAGUGGACAAGUAUCAUUUCUCUUUAGUUGCUUGACAUUGAUGAUUUUUUUUUAGUGAGAGACAAGAAUAAAAUAGGAAUGAGGGGCAGUAGCAUCCUAUUUCAAAGACAUAGGAGUCUCUGAGGUUCCAAUGCUUCUGUGGUGAUUUGUUUGGGAUUUUUAUUAAGCUGUUUGUGGACAGGCAAAAUCCCUGAUAUGUGGCUCAGCCCCCGGGCUGUUUUGAGGGUGGUUUUAUUUUGGUUUUUGGGGUGUGUGUUUGUGCUUUUGAUUUAUUUUUAAUUUUUUUUUCUUUCUGUAGUCUGUGGAUGAAGUGGUUCAAGAGAGAAUCAGAUUCAGGGAAAUCUGAGCAGUGUCAAUGUUUUCUGAUGCAGGCUGUAUUGCUCUAAAGUCUUGAGGGUAUUUGCGGUUUUUUUUCAUGACCUAAGAGCAGAAGACUGCAUGAUACUUAAACCAUUUCCAAAAUUAUUGAUAUUCAAGAGUAGUUGUGGGGGUUUUUUUGAACCUCAAUAAGGGAGCAUGUAAAAGCGUGGCAUAAACAAUUUGAACGUCUGAAGCUGUCCUUCAUGGACUGUGCUUGAAGUGAAGGUGUGUGUCCUGAGGACAAGCAUUCUGAAAAAUAGUGUGUGAGAGUAGAUUUUGUUACUUCUUCCUUGUGACUCUUCACAUUCUUUCAGCUGUUUUCAGGAGUGUAUGAAGAUCUUUCUCACUAGAUGUUGCAGUGAACAGUUAUUACACUGUAUUUGCAUUCCUGAUUGCUUGUUGAGUUUAUCUUUUCUAGUUGGUGGAAGCAGACUUCCUUUUCUUGUAGUCUACGAUACUUCUUUAUCUGGCCUUGAAAACAGUCCUUCUGAAAAGUCUGGGCUUACGAAAUCCAGCUUUAGCAGUGACGCUUUUUGCUGCUUCGUAGGUCAUUUCAGAUAUAUUGUAAGAAUCUUAAAGUGGAUAAGAGGCAGGAAUAGCAGAGCUGCAUGAGUGUUUGUAGAAUUUUGCUUUAUGAAUUAAGAACAAUCUUUAAAAUGGCUCAGGGGGUUAGAGGAAAAUGCUGUGCUGCUUUCUUCUGGGGAUAUCAUUUGCUAUGAAGUUGUUGUACAGCUGUGGAAAUCCCCAAGCUUCUCUGGAGUUCUGUGGGCAGGUUUCCUAUUUGUUCAGCUGGAAUUUGGUUCAGCUUUUGCUAUUGACAAUUUGCUUCUUCUGGAGGCAGUUGUAGAAGAGAGAUGCCAAACUAAUGUAUCGGCUUGGUAGCCAUUAGUGGCAUCCUCUCCACUCUUGGAGCUUAGGGUUUUGACUGCUGAUAUACCUCUGGUUGAAGAGUUCUGCAUGAAAAGCAGUACUGCACCUCUGAAGCCUGUUUCAGGACUAUUUUUGUUUUCAGUUUGUUUUUUAUGCAAGUAAAAAGUUGUGGGUGGAAGAGUGAGUAGAGUGAAGGUUUAUUUUGUGGUUAGCUGUGUUUAUCUUAUUAGUCAAAUAUUAAAUAAGGAGCUCUGGACUCGCUAUAUGGCUGACUCCAUAUGGCAGGCCCUUUUGGGGGGCAAGGCACCAUAUUCCUCUUAGCAGGAUUGAUAUUGUGUCUAUUAAGAUAUGAGCCUCCCUGGCGGACA
Strigops habroptila (Kakapo) is the source of this 9950-nucleotide messenger RNA. RefSeq names its product zinc finger protein 106 (gene ZNF106). Gene Ontology annotation, molecular function: SH3 domain binding; RNA binding; zinc ion binding. Gene Ontology annotation, cellular component: membrane; cytosol. The transcript has 21 exons. The record is from RefSeq and is a predicted model, not a curated record. NCBI's taxonomy places the organism in Eukaryota, Metazoa, Chordata, Aves, Psittaciformes, Psittacidae. Bases 1056 to 6611 code for a protein of 1851 amino acids.